This is a messenger RNA of Eurypyga helias (sunbittern), 378 nucleotides long. Its product is annotated as serum amyloid A protein-like. Bases 1 to 378 code for a protein of 125 amino acids. NCBI's taxonomy places the organism in Eukaryota, Metazoa, Chordata, Aves, Eurypygiformes, Eurypygidae. Gene Ontology annotation, cellular component: extracellular region. The transcript has 3 exons. The record is from RefSeq and is a predicted model, not a curated record.
AUGAGGCUCUGCGUCUGCUUUGUGCUGCUCUCCUUCAUUCUGUGUGCAGAUGCGGACUUAGGCCAAGCUGGACGAUUCGCCUGGGAUGCAGCGGGAGGGGCGUGGGAUAUGUUCAAAGCAUACAGGGACAUGCGCGAGGCAAACUAUAAAAACGCCGACAAAUAUUUCCACGCUCGGGGGAAUUACGAUGCUGCCCAAAGAGGACCUGGUGGUGCUUGGGCAGCCAAAGUGAUCAGCGACGCCCGGGAGAGAUGGCAGAGCGACGUGAGCGGCAGAGGUGCCGAGGACACCCGCGCUGACCAGGAGGCGAACGCGUGGGGCAGAAACGGCGGGGACCCCAACCGCUACAGACCGGCGGGCCUUCCCAGCAAAUACUGA